GGCGGAAUAGUGUGACUUACCGGAAAAUUUAAAAAACAUGGCGGAGAGCGGCGGUGAUUCCAAUCAGAAUCAGGCCAACAAGCACCACGAAGUUGGCCACAAGAGCCUUCUGCAAAGCGAUGCCCUUUACCAGUAUAUUCUUGAAACUAGCGUGUAUCCAAGAGAACCAGAAUCCAUGAAGGAGCUUCGAGAAGUCACAGCAAAACAUCCAUGUGUCUAUUUCAUGGUGCCGCACUGCUGCCGCCGAUCGAUCCUAGAUCCACGUACAAAAGGAUCGAUUGUAGGUCCCCAGAGAAGAAGAAGAUUGCCAAUAGAAGAUUUUAGGCCCGCAAAUCUGUCGCACCUUCGGCCGCAGCUGCGUCGGUGUCUAUUUCUUUGUGCCGCCGCCAUCGGGUCUUUUCUCACAUUUGUAGCGCCGCUACGUAUGCCUCAGUUCCUCCAUCCAGUCCGUCAGUCUUCCGGCAAUGAGGCCAUGCUCGCAUCUAUAAAUGGACCAACAAACAUGUUCCAAUCCCCACAGCUCAUCACAACCGAAUCAAACAAAAACACAAGCAAAACUCCUCAAAGUAUGGUUAUGUUCCGUUAUAAGAGCAAGACUCCCCUGCCAUUAGACUCACAUCCAUUCGCAUAUCAACCUGCAGUAGCAAAAGAAGUAAUAGAUUUUUGUCAUGGAAGAAUACAAAUGCUGCAUGCAAGAUGAAAAUCAGAGCUGUUUAAGAUAUCAUUGGACAACUGGAUAAAGACCCUAAGACAAUCCUCAAAAAUGAGGUCUAAGAAGUUGAUUGAGCUCAUCGUGGGGAGACACGGGAUUAGUAAAUUUUAUCAUCAAAGUGUACACUUGCUAGCAAGUUUAGAUGUAUCUCUAAUUCAUAAAUCUGUGUUCUACAAGUGGAAUGUCAUUGCCUGCACGCUUUAUAAUUGUAAUAUGGAUAAAAAAGGCGGGUUCAAGAAACAUACCUGGGAUCUUUGAUGCCACUGCAGUCCUAUUUAUAUCAUAAUCUAAACAGAUUGAAUUAUUUAUUAUUACAUUUCAAACUUGCAUAUAAAUUGAGAUACAUCAAAUGAAUUUUACAUGACAAGGAAGAACAAAAC
This is a messenger RNA of Cuscuta epithymum, 1092 nucleotides long. The record is from the annotation of a GenBank genome assembly. Lineage: Eukaryota; Viridiplantae; Streptophyta; Magnoliopsida; Solanales; Convolvulaceae.